Molecule: messenger RNA, 3475 nt
Organism: Rhipicephalus microplus (southern cattle tick)
Lineage: Eukaryota; Metazoa; Arthropoda; Arachnida; Ixodida; Ixodidae
Product: sodium-dependent dopamine transporter-like
Biological process (GO): nitrogen compound transport; amino acid transport; sodium ion transmembrane transport
Cellular component (GO): plasma membrane
Source: RefSeq, a predicted model, not a curated record
GUUCGGAACGCGCCUCGUGCCCAACCGCUGCUGCUGGCCACCGUGCCGCACCGCUCUCCGCCGCCGCUGCUCGCGCUGCCGAGCGCGCGCCGCCCUGGUGAAAGUGUGGCUACUUUCGGCGAGAAAGGAUAACGCACGGGAAAUGAACGUCGACGGUUGCUGGCGCUCUUGCUCCUGCACAUGAGUCGUGGUGGUGGUGUUGGAGGAGAAGGAGGUGUGGCGAAAAGUGUGGCCAGUCCUAUGGAACAAGAAGUGCGGCCGGUGCAGGGCUGAGACUUGAGCAUCAACGGAGAGGGUUCGCUGAACAAACGGAAAAAAUUUGUCCGAGAUGCCAGACUUGAUUACGCUCGGUUUUUCUAACCGGCGUUACUUGCCGAUGUACCUGUCCAAUGAGAGCUACACCAUCGAGAUGCAAGAGCGCGAGUGUCCUCUGGACACUCCGCUGGACACCAUCUCUUUGGACUCUGGCGAAGAGGACAACGACGACCGCGAGGAAGGAAGGGCGCGUCUCUGCUCGCGGCGCCUCACCUUUCUGCUCACCUGCCUGGCGCCCAGCGCUGACAUCAUCAACAUUUGGAGGUACCCUUACAUCGCCUACAAGCACGGAGGUGUCGUGCUAGUUCCGUGCAUAAUCCUUUUCGUGCUGGUGGGAUUCCCGCUCUAUUACCUGGAACAGACCAUCGGGCGGCUGCACGCCAACAAAAAGGGCGGCGGACAAUGCCUGGGGCAUCUCGUGCCUAUCUUCAAGGGCGUGGGGUACGCCUACUCCAGCCUGCUGGCGCUGAUGUCCGUCUACUACAUGGCCAUCCUGACGUGGGUGUUGCUGUACCUGUUCUCCUCGAUGCAGGAGACACUUCCGUGGAGCCACUGCGGCAACGAGACCGUCGUAAAGGGCUGUCCUAGCACCGGUCGACCAAUGUUCCAUCCAUGCAUCCCGACAAACGUCACAGGAAACGGAAGCGACGCCGAUCUCGUCUGGGUCCGGGCACCAAGCGAGGUUUACUUUCAUGAAGUAGUGACCAAGUUGACGUCCGAAGUCCACUCCUUGGGAACUGUGUCGUGGCCCCUGUUGCUGUGCCUGCUGGGAGGAUGGAUCGUUACUUAUCUAAAUGUCAUUCGGGGCAAGAUAUCAUUCCGGAAGACGGCCAUUUUACCUGCCAUAGUGCUAAUACUGUUUAUGUGCGCAAUUUUCGGAACCAUCACCAGUGAUCCCGGCUUCUUGAAUGGACUCCACUACUUCUUCUCCUUUGAAUGGAAAACCCUGAGGAAGCCUGACGUGUGGAACGACGCUGCGGCUCAAGUGGCUCUGAGCCUUUGUACUGGAACAAGCCUGCUUCAGCUACUGGGCCGACGUGGCAGCAAGUACCGUGGUCUCGUGCAUGAUGCGGUCAUCGUGGUACUCGUCAACAUCGUCGUGUCGUUCUUCAGUGGCGUUGUGGUUUUCUCCUGCCUGGGAUUCGUCUCCAAGGCCAUCAACAGAACGUGCAUCAAAUUCUUGCAGGAAGGGUUCGGCACGUUGUUCGCGGUGAUUCCCGCUGCACUGGCCAGCCUUCCGGGCUCGGUUGUAUGCUCGAUCCUAUUCUUCGCGCUGCUGGCCCUCCUCUGCCUUGGCCGCAUGGAGCAGAUGAUGCUGGCUCUGCUCACCUGUCUGCUCGACAAGUUCUCCAGCGCCCAGAUCCGCAAGCGCUACUGCCUCUUCGUACUCGGCGUGUGUGGUGUGAUGUUCGCCGCGGGUGUUGUGUUCACCACUCCCGCUGGUAUUCACAUCUUGGCGGUGAUGGACGCUUAUGUGUUCUCGUGGACGGCGUUAAUGCUGGGCUUCCUUGAAUGCGUCGUCAUAACUUGGAUCUAUGGAUUCAAGCAGUUUGCUGAAGACGUUGACACAAUUCUUCAGCAAACACUCGGGAGAGGAUGGAUGGUGAUCUGGUCAUUCGUCACUCCUGGUAUUAUUCUGGUCACAUUGGUGUUCACCAUAUUUGGAAGUCCAGACAUUUCAUCUGGCCUCUUCAAGAACUCAUUCUGGGGACCCAUACUAGGGUGGACCCUCUUCGCUAUAGUCAUCUGCCAUAUUCCGGGAUACGUUAUUUACAAAACCGUCUACACGGGCUGCUACAGGGACGGAAACCGAUGGGACGAGUUCAAGAGCUUGGUGAAGCCCGUGCCCCUGUGCACCAAGGUGAUGAAGGCAGACAAGAACGCCAAGGCUGGCAAAGAAGCCGCGCCGGCUCCGCGCAUACUCGUCAUUCGCAAGAACGAGGCCAACCAGCAAGGACAGCUGUACAUUCCGUACGGUUUCGUCGUCUGCCCGGAGAAGAGUCCCAAGGUGAAAGGGGCCACCCACCCGAACAAGCUCGUCUUCUCGUUUCCGGACGUCGACCAGUCGUACAGCUUGACGGACAGUAACGUGACUCGACUGAUGCCGCCACCGCGGUGCGACGAGAUCUUCUUCUACACGCCGCAGAUGUCGCAAAUGCGCAAGAAGCUGCAGCUCGGCUCCAUGGAGCAGAUUCCUCAGUCUCCAUCCAGCUCGUCGACGCAUGAGCUGUCGGAAAGCUCCAGUUCGGACCAAUCGGACGCUCCCAAGAAGGAUGAAUCGCAUGGCCGUCGCGUGAGCCUCGUGUUUACGACGGGCGACUCACCUGACGACCGCAUCGUGCUUUCUCCGUCAUCGCUUUCCAAAUGCUCCGAGAGUCCCGAGGAAGGCGAGGCCGUCUCGGAAAACGUGAGCGUCGGUGGAGGAGCCCGAGCUCGCUGCAAACGCCGUUCUUCACUCGGCGUGCUCAGGACGAGUGAACGGAGAGACUCCGAGUCCCUCAAGACGUCCCAUGUCUGACACCUGUGCUUGUGGACUUGAGGCAGUGUUGGUGCUCUCAGACAGCGUCAUACGCUCCAGCGUGUAACUACGGCCCUUGUACCUGUUUAAGAUUGGACUCGCCAGCUCGGGCUGUGCCCAAGUGCCGAACGUUUGAACGCGUCACAGUUGUGCCAUAUUGGAUACCGCGUGCGGGUAGUCUUUUUGAUUGCAGCUUGCAGAUUGGACAUUGCAGAUUGGACAUCCAUAUGAUGUUCUGUAGGCAAUUAUGUUCUGAAGAGGUGCAAUUUUCGAACAUUCAUCACUUCUAUGCCUGUAAGGCCGCCAGUGCACGGUGACACUUUCGGAGGACAUAUUGAGGUAGCAAACCGUGUUUCGUGCCACUCUAAGAUGUUCUGCUCACCAAGCUACCUUGACCUGUUGAAGUACUUUCAGUAGGCAGCUAUCCGAAACUGCUGCAUUUCAGUACUUCCAGAGAGCUAAAAGAACAAAACGUGACGAAAUGACCACCGUGGCCGGGUAUAUUAUUUUUUAGGGUUAUAUGUACGCCUUGAUGCCUCUACGACAAGGUGAAGCAGAAUAUUCGCGACAUCAGCGUUAUGGUACUACAGCGUAGCAUCGUGGUGCAAUAGACACACCACGUAGCUGUACCUAUUGUGUGGC